Molecule: messenger RNA, 1389 nt
Organism: Coniophora puteana RWD-64-598 SS2
Lineage: Eukaryota; Fungi; Basidiomycota; Agaricomycetes; Boletales; Coniophoraceae
Product: MFS DHA1 sub-family
Exons: 9
Coding region: 1-1389 (462 amino acids)
Biological process (GO): transmembrane transport
Cellular component (GO): brush border membrane
Molecular function (GO): transmembrane transporter activity
Source: RefSeq, a predicted model, not a curated record
AUGGCCAGGGUCGAAACCGUCGUGUUCCUAUCCCUUGUACUUGACCUGUUUGCUUUUACCAUCCCCUUGCCCUUAUUUCCACGAAUCAUCGAGUGGUAUACUGUGAGGGAGAGUUCUAUCCCGGAUGGAUUUCUAUCGCGAACACUCCAACUCGUGUCUGCUAUUCGUGGUCUUUUCUAUCAUUCGGCGCAGAAUUCGCAGAGAUGGGACGUUGUCCUCCUUGGGGGUCUGAUGGGAUCCGUAUUCUCCACGCUCCAAUUUCUAGUCUCCCCAAAGAUUGGCUCAUUAUCCGACAAAUAUGGACGUAGGUUUGUCCUUCUGGUCACGAUGGCGGGAAACAUCUUGUCAGCCAUGGUAUGGAUCAAAUCAACUACGUUUGCCUCUUAUAUGCUGUCCCGUGUCAUUGGAGGACUUAGCGAAGGAAACGUCCAGCUCGCCACCGCCAUCCUAUCAGAUGUCACCACACCGGCGGAACGAUCUAAAGCGCUAGCCCACGUUGGGAUUGCAUUUGCUAUCUGUUUUUGCAUAGGUCCACCCAUUGGAGCGUACUUCGCAUCUAAACCAGUCCCGCAGGCUGUUAACGCGUGGGGCUAUGAACUUAACUUGUAUGCUGUUCCAGCGACGCUCACACUUGUGCUACUCAUCGCCGAAACGUUGUUUCUGGCUGUCGCACUCCCCGAAACACGGGGUCACAAGGCCGGGCGGAAAUCAGAACAGAAGGCUGAUAUCGCCAACUUGCGACCGCUCAUUAAACAAAGCAAGGAGAAACGACUCCAGCUCCUUCAGACUCUGCGCCGCCUGCACUUUCUUUUCCUGGGCAUAUUCUCCGGUGUUGAGUUCACAUUGACCUUCCUUACUUUCGACCUCUUCGACUGGAAUAACAAGCAGAACGGCGCCCUCAUCGGAUCGAUAGGUAUUAUUAGUGCCUUACUCCAAGGAGGCUAUGUGCGCCGGUCAACCAGCAAGAUCGGCGAGGGUGCCAUGGCCAAGCGUGGUAUCGUCAGCUGCGCCCUGAGCUUGGUCCUCCUUGGUCUCCUUCCUCGAUUUGUGACAACACAGCCCGCUGUGGCCAUGCGGCUGCUUCAGGGGGCGGCUAUCUGCCUCGCAUUCACGUCUGCAACGGUGGUCAACUCGCUGACCUCGUAUGCUUCGUUGCAAUGUGAUGAUGGUGUCCAUGGUGAGUCUGGAAAGACUGAUGAGGAUCCUCGACUGGCGAAAGGCAAAGCUCUCGGUGAAUUCCGCUCGGCUGGUCAACUCGGGCGUGCUGUCGGCCCGCUGCUCGCCUGUGCCACGUAUUGGACGUUCGGCCCGUCAAUUACUUACUCCACCAGUGCGCUGGCUAUGAUCUUCUUGGCUGGGAACAUAGUCCUGCCGAAGCUACGAAUCUGA